Frieseomelitta varia is the source of this 386-nucleotide messenger RNA. RefSeq lists its product as uncharacterized. The transcript is spliced from 2 exons. The record is from RefSeq and is a predicted model, not a curated record. Lineage: Eukaryota; Metazoa; Arthropoda; Insecta; Hymenoptera; Apidae. The coding region runs from base 2 to 379 and encodes 125 amino acids.
CAUGGCAUCGCAUAAGAUUGGUAAACGACGUCUCGAGAUAAUUUGCAGAAACUUAAGGGCAGAAAUUCGUCAGACAUCGUUGCAAAAUCCGUUUUUAUCCGCCGAAUUGGAACGUGCGAUGAGAAGAGGAUCUACUUCAUUAGUUCAGAUAAGCAAAAUCGAAAGCCUGUUUUACUGCAACGCUUCAUCCGAAAAAACAAUGAAAAAAAUCCAAGAUCUCAACGCCACUGAAUCUUGCUCGGAUUCUUAUCGGAUUUUUAUCUUUUCCGAUUCAGCGUACAUUUUUUACAUGGAUGAAAUUUCGAAACAUCAAAGCUGCCGUGAAUUUUUCGCAUCGAAGGAUAGGGCGUGCUCAUCGAGGAAUCCAGCAAUUAGCUGAAAGCUAC